Molecule: messenger RNA, 1556 nt
Organism: Drosophila ananassae
Lineage: Eukaryota; Metazoa; Arthropoda; Insecta; Diptera; Drosophilidae
Product: akirin
Exons: 4
Coding region: 460-1083 (207 amino acids)
Biological process (GO): positive regulation of transcription by RNA polymerase II; positive regulation of innate immune response
Cellular component (GO): nucleus; chromatin
Molecular function (GO): transcription coregulator activity
Source: RefSeq, a predicted model, not a curated record
GAUUUAAAAACAUCGAUGACAUCGCUGUUUCUCCACUUCUAUCUUCGUCACGCACGCAUCGUCGUCCAUUUUUCCCAAGAAUCGAGAGACGAGACGAAAAUUUGUAAAUGAAAUAGCACAAACUGUGAAAAACCUAUUCAAAAGUGCAUUUUAGUGGCCUUUGUAAUACUGCUCAAAUCCCUGACAAAAGCAAAACGAUACCCGAAGCAAUAGCAAUAUACUACAAAAUAUCUAAACGAGAGCCAACUGGAGUUGAAAAAUAUAAGCGUGAGUGUGCGUGCAAUACAAUAAAAAGUAAAUAAAGCGCGUGUGAAGUGGUGCAGAAAGCGAGUAGCCAGCGGAAAUAGCCAAAAAAGAAGAAAAAAAAACCCCAUCAACGUACACCGACGGACGUGCGGAGAUCCAGGAGAGGACUAAUUCGGACCGAAACCAUUCUCAAGGAAAACAGCAAUCAUAGCGAUGGCCUGCGCAACACUGAAACGCUCCGUGGACUGGGAGUCGAUGAACCAGCGCCCACCGAAGCGCCGGCGCUGCAAUCCAUUUGGCCAAUCUGGUAGCAGCGCCAGUCCAUCGUCCUCCCCAUCGACCCGGGAUCGCGAUGGUCCCAGCACCUCAGCGGGAUUGCCGCACACGCCCAGCAAUCGCUUCGCCAAGGACAACACUGAGCCUAGUCCCUUCAGCGAGGCCUCCUUGGCCAAAAUGUCACCAGAUAAGAUGGCUGAGAACUUGUGCAACGAGAUCAAGAGACUGCACAAGCGCAAGCAGCUGCCCAUAACGGCAGCGGCACUGGAGCGGAUGCAGGAUUCGGAGUCAAGCGGCUCGGAAAUGGGUCCGGAGAGCCCACGUCGCCCGGACAGCCCGCCGAACUUGGCGCUGAUGCGGCACGGCGAGAAGGCUCUGUUCACGUUCAAGCAGGUGCAGCUGAUCUGCGAGAGCAUGCUGAAGGAGCGCGAGAAUCAGCUGCGGGAGCUAUACGAGGGUGUCCUAACCACCAAGCUGGCCGAGCAGUACGACGCCUUUGUGAAGUUCACAUACGAUCAGAUCCAACGUAGCUACGAGGCAGCGCCUAGCUAUCUUUCGUAAGGCUGUGUGAAGAGCUCGAGAGCCUCACAGAACAGAAAUUAAUAAUUGCACUACGAUCUUAUGUGACGGUAGUCUUACCGCAACAACAACAGCCCUCAUUUAAACUAAACAAAUAACAAACAAAAAACAAAACAAAAAACCAACAAACAAAUAAGGAAACUAAAAACAAAGGCAUAAAAACCUAGAAAAAAAUAACAAAAAAAAAAAAAUACAACAUUGAGUUAAAUAUAUAUUUUGAAAUACAUGCAAGAAAACAAAACAAAACAAAAAAAAAAGGAAGCAGUUAUAGUUUACGCCUAGAAUUACAAAUAAUUGUAUCGGCUAGCAGCAGAGAUGAGAAAAUAACUUACCCGCUAGCAUCAUCAGAGAAGCAAAAGCAACCACGAAUGGAGUAAAAGAAUAAUAAUCUUGUUAAAUUUAUGUUUUUUGCAUAACAAAGAUUCUAAAUAAAAUGACAAAUAUCUAUUAUUAAA